Heterotrigona itama is the source of this 4630-nucleotide messenger RNA. Lineage: Eukaryota; Metazoa; Arthropoda; Insecta; Hymenoptera; Apidae. The record is from the annotation of a GenBank genome assembly.
UGUGAUUAUGUUUGUCAAGGGUUCAAUUCGUUUUAAUAAUACGUAUUUUUGAACUGUAAAUGGUGCCGAAACUUCAGGAAUUUUGUAAAUGACUUGGCAAAACGCGACACUACUUUUAUAUAUCUACCACGUCACCGAACCGAACGGAAAAAGAGGCUUUAACGGUAAAAUAUGUGUUCAUUGGAAAUGUUAAUAUCAUAAUUAUUGGGCAAAACAUGUCAGAGAAGAAAGUGGAUACAGAAAUUGUGCAGAGGCAGUAUAUAAACGAUGCUCUUCUGAUUGAUGAAGCUGAAAUUAUUGAUGUGUCUGUCUUUGACUUUGAUGAUAGCGAUGGCUGUUAAUAGAAAAUCUAUCGAUACAAGAACAUUUACAAGAUCCAAAAAACGGUCUAGUAGAACUAGUUUCGAAUCUAUUUUGGAAUCUUUAUCUUCACCUGUGUCAAAUACGUGGAGAACUUCAAAUUUUUCAAAUAUAGAUGAGAAUUUCAGUAAAUAUUCAGACAUAACUACUGCCAAUAGAGAAGAGGCUGUGCCUCCUAUGUUAAAAAUGGCAAUCAAUGCAAACAGUAAUUUUUUUUCUGAGGAAUCUGUAACAUCUGGUCAAGAAAGUAUGGAAGUAUUUUUAAAUAUGUCUCGUUCAAAAGGAAUUGAUUCGUUUAUUAAUUUAGUGGAACCUGGACUUAAUGAUCCACUGAUGAACAUUUCACAACCUUCUAUCUUUUAUUCAUCUAUCAUCUCAUUACCUAAAGAUGAUUCAUUACAUGGUUCAGAACCCAGUAAACAUGAGGAAUCUUCAAAUGUGAUUCGGUGCAGUCAAGAAAUUGAUAAGUGUGAAGGUGCUAAGGAUUCAAACAUCAAUGAAACUUUCCUAAAAGUUAAUGAAUUAGACAAUAAUAUUACUAGCUACUGCCUGAGCACAACGAAUAAGACAUUUACAAAUAAAUCUGAUGUUGAAAAGGAAUUAAAUGAGACCUAUAAUACUGAUGUAACUCCUAAAAUGGUUGUAUUGCCAAGUUCAGAUAAAGAUAGAUUUAGUACAACAAAGUUGUCUUCCACGUAUGUAAAUAAAAAUGAUGAUACACAAAUAUUACAAUCGGAAAAUAAUGAAAGAAAGAAAUCAUGCAAUUUAAACACUACAUGUCCUUUAGUUUUUGAAAAAGCAAAAAAUUCAUCUGUUUUAAAUACUACAUAUUGUACAGCAGAUAUUGAAAAUGCAAUUAGUACAACUUCAACUGGAACAAGUGAUCUACAACAUGAUAAAGAUCAAAUAUACAACUUACAAAAAUCUAUAACUUGUGAUAUACCAAAAAAUGCUGAACCUCCCAUGUUUAAACUGCCUGUUUUUCAAUCAACCCCUAAAAAUACAGAUACAGAGAGUUCCACGAGUAGAACGAUUACCAAGUCUUUAGAAUCAUCUCAAGUAUACAAUACGGCUUUAAAUUUGAAUUUUAAAGCAUCCACAUUAUUGAGGAAAGAAUUAUUAUCAGAAAUAUAUAAAACUGGAGAUCAUAGACUGGAUUAUACUUUCAAUCAUGGAAUUAAAGAACAUCAAAGUGGGAAACUUAAGAAGGAAAUCGAUGAAUUCUUGAGUCAGAAUGUCAAAGAUGGUAUUCCUGCAGAAAAUAAAUAUAAUACAUAUAGAAAAGAAUCGUCAAUUAAUAAAAUUAAAUCUCAUGCCGAAACAACAGAUGGGGCAGGAGCUUGCAUUAAAAAUUUGCCAGAUAAGAAAUAUUAUACAUUUACCAAAAAAGGUAGCAAUCACGGUGGCAAAACUGAUAUGGAAAAUGCAGAAUCGAUUGACAAUGUGAACGCUACGUUCAAAAAACCAUUUCAAAAAUCACAGAAGAGGAAACAACACAUACCACGGAUGCUCUCAAAAUUGCCUCAGUUUCUUCAAAAAUCUAAUCCGAAUCUUGUAUCCAAUUCAUUGAAAACUGUUAACAUAACAAAUACGAACGCGUCCAACUAUGGCUACAUGAAAGGUUCUCAACCAAAUAUUGUGAAAGAUAUUGAAAAAGCAAGUCUAGCAAACAAAUCGUAUUCUCUUGGAAAAAUGAGUGGUUCUGAACAACGUCUCUUAGAACUGAACGCAGGCGUUGGAGAACUUCAAAUAUUAGGUGUUGGGGGAUCUACAGAGAGUAUUGAAAGUACACAGAGUGCUCAUAGUGCACCUGAUUUGGAUGAUAGGCUCAGUACAUGUUCAGAUAGUAGUCACAAUUCAUACACUACGCAGCCAAUGAAUAUUGAACAAUUGCAUCAAAUAGUACGGAUGCAGGAAGAAAGUUUAAAACAAGAUGCAACGUCUCGAUUGAAUAAGCGAGUUUUAGAAAAUACUUUUCAUGUAAAAAAAGAUUUACUUUCUCCUAUACUAAAAAAUGGUGUUGAUAAUUGUGAUAGUGAUUCAUCAUUGAGUACAGAGUUUAAUGUUAUAACAAGCUCUCCAAUAGAAAGUCCCAUGAGAUCUAGUCAGUCAAAUACUGAUGGUUUUCAAUAAACCAGUUAUGAAAGUUGAAAACAAAACGAGAUUGCGACAGCCAACAAAUUGGAACACGGGAAGUAGAUCUACAAAUCUUAUGAGCGCUAUUCCUAGACCACCAUCACGCAUACCAGCACCUAGAUUUGUUAGGCCAACUGUAAAAAAUAUCCAAGGUGAUAUAAAACGAGGAUAUACGUAAAAUUAUAAGUAUUUAUAAUCAAAGUAUGUGUUUUUAAAUAAUAUUCGUAAUUUAAUCUGUAUUCAUAUCGUAACUUGUAUAAAAGAUGUUUUAAGUUGUGAUCCUGGAGGGAGAAUCCUUUCAAACAUGAUAAAAUUUAGUAUUAUUAAAUUUUCGAGGAUAAUAAACAAAAAAAGAUUGAAUUUAUACCAAUUUUGAACUAUUUUAUCACUGUUUAUAAAGAAAACAACAAAUUUAAAAAUGAAAUAUCUUUGUAAUAAUUUGGUAUACAAUUUUUUAAAACCAAAAUAUCUAUUGAAAGACUAUUUAGAUUAUAAAAUUUUUAAUUAUUGAUUAGUUUGACUUUAUGUAAAUUGCUUUGUUUCAUAUUUUGACAUCUUCCAGAAAUUACCCCUCCAAAUUUUUUGUUCCAUUAAUAAUUAUUUAUAUAAUGCUUAUAUUUCAAUUUGAACUGUUAAUGAAUUUUAAUAUAUUGCGAAAAUACAAUAAUGUAAUGAAUGUGAAUUGCUAUCUUUGCAGCAUGAAGUAUCUUCAUUACAUGCUGCAGAUAUAUAAAAAUAAUUUUUUAUAAAAAUGUUAUUAAAUAUAAAAUGGAGUUGUAUAUCAACAAGAGAGUAUAUGCAUGAUGCGUGUAUUCCAUUUUCAGGAUUAAUAAUAUACCAAUAAUAUGCUGCAUCUAGUUAUAAGAUAAAUUUUUGGACUGACAUUUUUAUAAACUUUAUCAAAAAAACAUAUCAGAUAAUGAGAAUAAACUAAUACAAAGAGUACUAAUACAAAAGAAAAUAUUUUAAAAUAAGUUAAUUUUAUACUACCAUAAAAAAAGUCACAUAUAAAGAAAAGUUAUUCAAAUAAUAAAAAUAAUAAUUUUCAUAGAACUACAUUAUUACUCAAAAUAAACAGAAAAGAUAUUGAAAAGAUAUCAAAUAUCAAUUGAAAUUUUUCAAUACAAUUUUUUUUAUAUAAGAACAUGAAAGUUUAAAAUGUAACCAUUAUUAUGUAAAUUUUUAUAAUAUAUAAAAUAUUUAAAAUUAUUAAAAAGAAAUUGCUGCAGUAUUAUUUCUAAUAUAAAUGGAGUACAUACUAAAUUAAUUUAGAUACAUAGCAAUUUAUGGUAUAUUAUCGAUUCUAAGCGGGAUAUUUUUAUAUUUUUAAUACCGUCAAGCAUAAUUUUUGUUGAUCUGCAAUAAUUAUAUUUUCAACUGUGGUUUUUAUAACUUCUAUAUUCUAGAUAUGAAUGCUUUUAAUAGAUGAAAAUUAGAUGAAAAUGCUUUUAUUAUUUUAUGCUUUUAUUAUUUUAUGUUACGUUAUAGUUACCAAAAGUUAAUUAAAAAAUUGUUUGUGUAUCGUAAGGUCGAUAUCAAUUUAAUUACUAAAACCUGCAAAUUUAAAAAAUAGAUCUAUUUAUGCAUUACAGUGAAACCAAAAAUAUGCUUUGUACGCUGACUAAAAAUUUUAAUCAUUUCUAUUAAAUAGAUACUGUAUAUAAAAUAUUUUAAAAUAUAGAAGUGCCUUGUAGUACAUUCUACAAUAGCCUUCUAUUAAGUAAUAAAAAAUAUAAUUAAUUAGAAAUCAAUUUUUCAUUUUUUUAAUUACAUCUCUGAAUCGUCAAGUCUACAAAAUGUCGCAUUUAUAUUUAAGGACUAAUAGAGUAAACUUCUCCUUGGGCAAAUUGAUUAUUGUUUUUGUAUAUAAUUUCUUAAAUGACUUCUAAUAACAUAAUUUAUUUUCUAUACUAUGGAGCUUACUAAAUAAUGUAUACAAUAAAUUAUCAUUUAUUGUAUACUUCAUGCAUUUCAUUUCCGUCCUAAAACAUCAUUUAUUAUAUCAAAUCAAGAAAUUAAGGAUUGUAACAUAUCGCAGCGUACAGAUGCUUAAGAAAAAUCCAUUGUCAGUUAAUAUAAAUAUAUACAUAAUAAUAAUAAUAAUACUUUAUUAUAUAUGUGUAUAUAUAUAUAU